Molecule: messenger RNA, 3742 nt
Organism: Dendronephthya gigantea
Lineage: Eukaryota; Metazoa; Cnidaria; Anthozoa; Malacalcyonacea; Nephtheidae
Product: chondroitin sulfate ABC exolyase-like
Exons: 5
Coding region: 92-3706 (1204 amino acids)
Biological process (GO): glycosaminoglycan catabolic process; carbohydrate metabolic process
Cellular component (GO): extracellular region
Molecular function (GO): carbohydrate binding; lyase activity
Source: RefSeq, a predicted model, not a curated record
GUAUCUGGAUCACUGUUUUUCCAAAAUUUAGGAGAGGAAUUGAAGUUAUUGUUCACAGAAGAUAAAAACAUCAACGAGCGAGGAUAGAAAUAUGAACUGCGCGUUUGUCUUAAUGUUCGUUGUUCUCGUUCCGGGAGCAAUUUCAAGUGUUGCAGUUGAAUAUAACUUUGAAGGUUCAAUUCCGAGCGAAAUCAGCCCAAAAACCAAUUUGCAAAUCACCACAAGUCGCUUCAAAAAAGGAUCAAAAUCACUGAAAUGGCAAUGGAGUGCGGCACAGAAGCUGACUUGGGAUCUUUCCGCAAAGAACGUGCAAAUCAAAAGGAACGCUGGAAUACAAAUUUGGGUUCAUAAUUCGGAAGCAUUGGCUAAUAAGUGUCUAUCUAUCUGUGUUCGGCAAUUGCAAGAUUCCAGUGAGAAAAAUUUUUGUUUUCCCUUUUCUCUCAAUUUUAAAGGCUGGAGAGGAGCAUGGGUAUCAUACUCGGAAUUUUUUGGAUGUUCUACAACAUCAUCUGCAUCAGUCCGCGGGCAACAAAACUACGUCGGAAAAGUCAAACAGUUUACAAUUACAGCUCCUUCCGGCGUAACAUCAUCGAAAACCUUGCACAUUGACUUUUUAAGAUUUCUUGAUAAGCUUCCCACUGGAACACGAGAUUUAAUCGUCCCACCUCUAACAUAUGUAGAGUCAAACCAAAACUACUGUACGAGUUGUAGCAAAAUAUUUUCUGGUUUAACUCAAGAAGAUGCUUUGUUAAGACACAGGCGAAAAUCGUUCUGGCAUCAAAUAUACCGUUGGAGCCUACAACCUGCGUAUCCCUCAUUACCCUCUACAGUGGAUUCCUCAAAAAUGACCGCUAUUACUGAAAUAACUCGACGUUUAAUUAAUUGGUACGCAAGUGACACCCAUGCAUUUACAACAAUCCCUCACAGUGUCUCUACAACUGACUCGUUUCUUAAACAUCGGUGGGACAGUUUGGUGAAAUAUUUUGACGAUGCACGAGUACAAUAUCAGAAGUUGUUAAAAGGUGGUUCGACCACUCCCAAUUCUGGAUUAUUUUCACGAAAUGACAAAUCGAAAGCUCGCGGUGGAAUAGAAGAAUUUUCGUUCGUUCACCAUAGGGUCCUACUUCCGUUGACGUUAGAAUUUCAUCUUAAGUCGCGUACAGUCGAGGUCGAACAUGUCGCCUGUGAAUUCGCUAAAAAGUAUAACUGUGAUUCCGGAAAUACCCUCGCUGAUGCGGAUGUGGAAGCAAUUACUGGCAAAGAUGCUUCAUUAAAGGCGUCUUUUAGAGCUUCCUAUAGCCGUUCGUUUGAUUCUACCAGCAACGAUAUGGCUCCUAAAUGCUCAACAGUAAAAAAAGCCUGCGUUGAACAUGUCAAGGGAGCUUUAGAGAGCAUCAGUAAUCUUCGUAAAACAAAGAUAAUUGGGCUUAUGAAUUACUUAAAAGAUCAAGGGUUGAGCAAAGGAAGUGCGCUUGGCUCCAUGGACCACGAACUCCUUCAAAUGACGGGCUUUCUGCAUUCAAUGUUCUUGAUGCGAAAACAUCUCGCUUCAGACAUGGUUGAAACGAUGAAAUGGUAUGUGGAGUUUGGAGAGGUUUACCAAGAAACGUUUGAGUUCAAGGGCAGUACCGCGGACAGGAUACGAAGUGCAAUGUUGUAUCGAUUGAUGGCCGUGCUUGCGAUGCCUGAAAGUAAUAAGGAAGAGAAGACUAAAAAGAUUCGAGAUAUGGACGCAUUUAAAAGAUGGGUUGAGAACGCCUUGAGUGUCACUGAAGGACUUUCGGGACUUGUUAAGCCAGAUUACACGGUUUUCCAUCACAAGACAUUUUACGCCUCUGCAUAUGGUCCUCAAGCAUUGCAUACAGUUGCUUUGAUUUCUUCCCUGCUGGAAGAAACAGCUUUUGAGUUAAGUAGCCAGAUAAAAUUGAAUAUAAUCGACUCAUUAAAAGUCCUUCGAAUAAGCGCUGUUCUCUAUUCGACUCCUAGUUCGAUUGGUGCGCGUUUUCCGCGUUAUGAUCAAGCCAUUCUUGCUGAAAUGGUGCCAGCCUAUUGUUACAUGGCCACGAAAUCUCCUUCAAAAGACUACCUGGCCAACGGUGAUCCGAAUUUCAACUCUGAUUUAGCUGAAGUUCGCAUGUGUCUCCGACUCUAUCAACCAGUUCCUGGAAGCUGUACCGGCGAAUUAAAUGAAAGACUUUGCCAGGGUAAAGCAUCAAGGAUUUACUACUUGAACACGCUGGGUUCUUUGGAAAUCAUAGAAAGAGUAAAACGCCUCGCCGCCACAUACAAAAUUGGCCCAAGAAAAUGGUUUUAUAAAGCGGAAGAAUCACCAAUAGGUCACUGGGCAAAACAGUUUGGAUCGUUUAGCGUACAUCGCAGAGAUGACUGGGCAGUUUCCAUGAAAGGUUUUGACAAGUUUGUUUGGGAUUUUGAAAGUGGCAAGGAUAAUAUCUAUGGAAUGUAUGGCAGUCAUGGAGCAAUGCUAAUAGCAAACAGUGAGGCAGCCCUGAGUUCGAAAAACAUAGACAAAGGAUGGGAUUGGAGAAAUUCCUGGUACAACCCGGCGGAUAAUGCUAUGGCCGGUGGUUUGUUCCUCGAAGGUAGUAAAGGCAAAAGACAAUCUCGGAAUGGUGUAUUUGGUAUGGACUUUAAACAACCCACAUAUAUUGGGGAAAAAAGUUCACCUUUUAAGACAGUUGAUUUUCGCUUCAAGAAAUCAGUGUUUUUCUACGACGAUCUCAUUGUAUCGCUUGGAUCAAACAUUCAACACAAUGGUCAAAAUUAUGAAGUUCAUACCACAUUGUUCCAAGAUUUGAUGCCUUCAACCAGUUCUUCAUCCAGCAGCACUUCGUCUUCAAAUAUCUUUUCUUGCAAUAAUAAUGGUUUAUCGACCAAAACAUCCUGGUCAAAUAUUGAACUGGCAAUACUGGUGGAUGUUAAUGGAAACAGGUAUUAUGUCCCUAAUCCAGACAGCCAAGGUUUGGUACUUCAUCGUAACCAAAGGCAAGAUUCCUAUAAGGCAAAUAGAAAUCCACCCGAAGCAACAAAUGGCAUGUAUUGUACAGCGUGGUUUAACCACGGUAGAAAUCCCUCAGGAGCAAAAUCGAAAUAUGAAUAUGCUGUGCAAGUAAACGCAGAACCGUCCAGUGGUACAAAAAAGGCGCAACUCGUUCCGAGCAACAGAUAUCGUGUCAUUAAGAAAUCUGCAAAAACACAUGUUGUAGAAUUCAAAGAACAUAACGGCAGAGGUCUUGUCUAUGGCUACGUCGUCUUCCCUAUUUCUCCUUCAAAGGCAGUGAGAGUAGGAAAAAGUGGUCCAAUAAAAUCUGUUUUACAACAAAGUAUUAUGAUGACAGAGGAAACAACAAGUCCUAAACGGUUGUAUAUAAGCGUGAAAUCACCCCAAUUGAAGCUGGAACAAAUAGAUCAAUCACCAUCGUGGUGCAAGGGAGGAAAGACUAAUCCAUCGAGGAACGGAGACGUUGAUGAAACUUUGCUGUAUUGUUCCAAGAGCGCUGAUCAAUCUGUUCACAUUAAUUUACGCAAACCCAACCAAUGGUCAAGAUUACUAUCUUUAUACGUUGGAGGAAAAAAUAAAACGGGUUCUAAAAGUGAUUACCUGGAACGAGCAGAGGCCCCAAAUCAUAGCCUUCUGAAAUUCAACAAACUACAAAACGGAGCAGAAACAGAAGUGGCUUUCCAGUAAUAUAAUUGGAACAUUUCCUCCAUCUGUUCUUGAACA